Molecule: messenger RNA, 3958 nt
Organism: Phacochoerus africanus (Common warthog)
Lineage: Eukaryota; Metazoa; Chordata; Mammalia; Artiodactyla; Suidae
Gene: NUP58
Product: nucleoporin 58
Exons: 16
Coding region: 148-1944 (598 amino acids)
Biological process (GO): nucleocytoplasmic transport
Cellular component (GO): nuclear pore
Molecular function (GO): structural constituent of nuclear pore
Source: RefSeq, a predicted model, not a curated record
CCCUCGGGCCUGUCCUCACGGCCGCCGGCCCACGGGUUCGCGCCAGGUCGACGCUGGGCGCGAGCGAUGCUGCCCGACCCGCCUCGGCCUUGAGGCGGGAGCGGCGAGCCGACCCCUCAGCUUGCCGACGGCGCGGAGCCCGCAGCCAUGUCCGCGGGGUUCUCCUUCGGGAGCGGCACGCUGGGCUCCUCCACCGUGGCCGCCGGCGGGAGCGGCACGGGCGGCGGUUUCUCCUUCGGGACCGCGGCGUCUAGCAACCCGUCUGCGGGGCUCAGUUUCGGAACUCUGGGGAGCACCUCGACUCCAGCGACGACGUCGGCUCCUUCCGGGGGCUUUGGAACCGGCCUCUUUGGAUCCAAACCUGCCACUGGGUUCACUCUGGGAGGAACAAGCACAGGCGUAGCAACAGCUGUAGCUACGGGAUUAACGCUGGGCGCGCCAGCUACCACGACCGCGUCGACGCCGGGCUUCAGUCUGGGCUUCAGUAAACCCGCGGCCUCCGCCACGCCCUUCUCGCUGCUCUCCUCUACCUCGGCGGGCAGCCUCUCUCUCUCCUCUGCGCUGACGUCGACUCCGGCCGCAUCCACAGGAUUUACUCUCAAUAACUUGAGUGGAACCACAGCUACGACGACCACUGCGUCCACAGGCCUUUCUUUAGGGGGAGCCUUGGCUGGUCUGGGAGGUUCGCUUUUCCAGAAUACAAACACAGCAGCAUCAGGCCUUGGACAGAAUGCUUUGGGCCUGACCCUGGGAACCACGGCAGCUACUUCGACUGCAGGCAACGAAGGCCUUGGCGGCAUCGACUUCAGUAGCUCAUCAGAUAAAAAGAGUGAUAAAACAGGAACAAGACCAGAGGACAGCAAAGCGCUCAAGGAUGAGAGUCUGCCUCCUGUCAUCUGCCAGGACGUCGACAACCUGCAGAAAUUUGUGAAGGAACAAAAACAGGUGCAAGAAGAAAUUAGUAGAAUGUCUUCAAAAGCGAUGCUCAAGGUACAAGAAGAUAUUAAAGCCCUGAAGCAGCUCUUGUCGUUGGCUGCCAGUGGGCUGCAGAGAAACACCCUCAGCAUCGACAAGCUGAAAAUAGAGACCGCUCAGGAGUUAAAAAAUGCUGAAAUAGCUUUAAGGACUCAGAAAACACCACCUGGACUCCAACAUGAAAAUACAGCUCCUGCUGACUACUUCCGAGUCUUGGUGCAGCAGUUUGAAGUGCAGCUCCAGCAGUACAGGCAGCAGAUUGAGGAACUGGAGAACCACCUCGCCAGCCAGGCCAGCAGCUCACAUAUCACCCCGCAAGAUUUGUCAAUGGCUAUGCAGAAAAUUUAUCAAACCUUUGUAGCUUUAGCUGCACAGCUUCAGUCUGUUCAUGAAAACGUGAAGGUGCUCAAGGAACAGUACCUUGGCUACAGGAAGAUGUUCUUGGGAGACGCUGUGGAUGUGUUUGAAGCCAGGAGGGCAGAAGCCAAGAAGUGGCAGAGUGCGCCCAGAGUCACCACUGGACCCACCCCUUUCAGCAACAUGCCAAACGCAGCAGCCGUUGCCAUGGCUGCAACACUUACCCAGCAGCAACAGCCUGCUACAGGGCCACAGCCACCUCUGGGAGUUAGUUUUGGAGCGCCAUUCGGCUCAGGUAUUGGCACUGGCCUGCAGUCACGUGGCCUAGGUUCUUCAAACCUUGGAGGAUUUGGAACUAGCUCUGGUUUUGGAUGCAGCACCACAGGGGCGUCCACAUUUGGAUUCGGAACAACCAAUAAACCCUCAGGAAGUCUUAGCGCAGGCUUUGGCAGCUCCAGUACAUCUGGGUUUAACUUCAGCAAUCCUGGCAUCACGGCGUCGGCUGGUUUGACAUUUGGGGUGUCCAAUCCUGCCUCUGCAGGCUUUGGGACGGGAGGACAGCUCCUUCAGUUGAAGAAACCCCCAGCUGGAAACAAAAGAGGAAAGAGAUAAACGUGGGUUGACGUGGUGCGAGGAUCUGUAGCAGCGUUCCUUCUCUGAGUCUAUUUUUCUAAAGUUGAUGCAGUCAUUAAUUUGCAUCCCAGGAGAUUUAUAAAAUUUUGAUAUUUUUCCUUACUUCUGGAAUUUGAACUUUGUUCUUGUUGGCCGUGCUAAACAACUUUUUUUCUUGUGAAUUUGAAACCUAGUUGUGAAUUUUUUCGUUACUUUGAUUCUCAGUGUAAGAAUGUUGUGAUACACCGCUGAUGGGAAAAAACGACUACUGUUUAAGCGUGUGGGAGCGCAGUGUUUGGGCUGACGAGGUUUACAUUAUGUGAAUUAUGCACACUUGUUGCUUACAGAGACGGUUCGAACUCCAGGGCCUGCCCUAGAAUCAGUUUGUUCCCUGAUAAAGGCCUUUUGACCUGCACUGCAGGGCAUCUUGUGAGUAUGUAUGUAAACUAUAUACAGGAUCACACCCAGCUGUGUGUGUGCGUAGGAAUACAUAUUUACAGACCUACAGCUCUCGCCUCAGACUGUCCCCCUUUUUCUAAGGGUAUUCUGUCUCUCACCUUUUGUGCUUCAGACCCUCAGUGCUGGUAGAAUGAGGAGCUUAGAGGUGCCAGGUCAUUGUAGCUGUUUGCUUAAAGAGUUAGUGAAAUGGUUGCCAGUGUAAAUAUUUGACCAGCUCAACUUCACUGCCCCCAGUCUUUCCCGUGUUUGUUUCCACUCGAACCUUCAGCAGCUCCUGCAAACGAGGGGGGCUGCUGUAAGACCCCUCAGACAGCUUUCAGCAACCCCAUUCCCCCACCUGCCCUCAUCUUGUCCAUAGGAGCCGUGUUUUCAUAGCCGAGAUGAACCCUCAAGCGCAGGUUUGAGCUCCAGGCUGGUGUGCUGGGGGCAAAGAGCUAUUUAUUAAGCCAAAUCGAUUCUAUGCAGGUGAAGGAUAUGCACUGUUAGGUGAGUGGCAACUUCUCGCUGUUCCAACACAGAGUUCUUUCUUAUAGGGCUAUUGCUACUGACACCAGAGGGGGGGGGCUUAUCAGCCUCUUUCCUUUAUGUCUUAAGUAAGUGCUUAAUUUGGAAUAGAGAAACAAUAUAUUUUAAGAAAAGACAAUAUUCUUGGUAGUAACAGUAAACGAUCCCCUGUCUUAGCAGUGAAGAGAGAGCUCCAGGUAAGAACACGUAGACAUGUCAGGUGGCCUCUGUGAUGCUCGUACGAGUAGUGGCCCAGAGAGCAGGUGAAAAGGUGAGCGCGCCCUUGGGAGAACUGCCUUAGCCAUGACUUCGGACGGAAACCGUCAGGUCGACCUAUGUAUCUUUCAAGUAUAGUCUUCAGGUGGCAUGUGAAGAUGGAAUGUCAUUGAAAAUAAUUUAAUUUUUUUAUAUCGAAGGUUUUGUACAUAAUGUGCAUCAAGUGAAUAUUUUCAGAAUCAUUUUCACCAAGGCACCUUUUUUUCUAAAAUAGGUAUUACAUAUAUAUAUAUAUAUAUAUAUAUAUCUACACACACACACACACACAUAUAUUUUUAGCAUAAUGUUAGUUGGGUUUGAUUAUAGAAGUGUUGUCCAGUCUGUUUUAUUUAUCUGCACAUAGCGAUGAUUGGCUUUUGGAACUGAAAUGUUUGCACCUCGAUGCAUUAAAAUGAGGAAAAUGCUUUGUUUCCGAGCACUCGAGUUGUUUUUACUUUUGUGCACCUCUCUGAUACUGCAGUUUCCCAGACCCAGGUUUUGGGGAAGGGUAGGAAAACAUGGGGUUUUGUGUUUUGCAUUCCUGUCAGAAUUAAGUACACAGUCACAACAAGCUUUUUUUAAAAAGGACAUUGCAUUGUGCUGCAAAAACCUGGGUAUUUACAUUUCUUGCUUUUUUCUUUAUGUAUUCCACAUUUUCCUGUGUUGACCUCUGGGACUUUGUAACGGAUGACCUGUGACAGAGUUUGAACGUGUUGUCCCCGUGUCCAUUUGUCUCCGCCUUGUCCAGAGCCUGUCACUGGUGAACAAUAAAGUCGACUGUGUCGGUUGCUUCGAA